AUGGUGUCUGCUUCCAAGGCUGCCCGUUUGGCAAAGCGUGCCGCUGAUGGCGACACCAAGAAGAAGCUUGGUAAGGGCAAGAAGGACGCCGUUGCCAACGGCGGUGAUGAGUCCCCCCAGGUCGACGCCGACGGAAACCCUCUGCCUGUCGAGGACCAGCCCGCCACUACCGAUGAGAAGAUGAAGGAGGUUGAGAAGCUUACGACGCAGAUGGACAAGCACGGUCUCUCAGACCGUGUCACCACCGGUGUGCUCUCCUCCAUGGAGGCCUCCCGCGACGUCAAGAUCACCUCCGCCUCCCUGGUGUUCCACGGUAAGGUCUUGAUCACCGACUCUACCCUCGAACUGAACUUCGGCCGCCGUUACGGUCUCCUCGGUGAGAACGGUUGCGGAAAGUCCACCCUCCUCAAGUCCAUCGCCUCCCGCGAGUUCCCCAUCCCGGAGCACAUCGAUAUCUACCUUCUGAACGAGGGUGCUCCCCCCAGUGACCUCGGUGCUCUGGAGUGGGUUGUCACCGAGGCCCAGAAGCAACUGGACCGCAUGGAGAAGGAGGCUGAGGAUAUCCUGGAGCGUGAUGGCCCGGAUAGCCCCAUUCUCGAGGAUCUGUACGACCGUAUGGACAAGAUGGAUCCCUCCACUUUCCACACUCGUGCCUCCCUGAUCCUGACGGGUCUCGGUUUCAACAAGACGACCAUUCACAAGAAGACGAAGGACAUGUCCGGUGGUUGGCGUAUGCGUGUCGCCCUGGGCAAAGCUCUGUUCGUCAAGCCGUCCCUGCUGCUGCUGGAUGACCCCACCGCUCACUUGGAUCUGGAAGCUUGCGUGUGGUUGGAAGAAUACCUGAAGAAGUGGGAGCGUACUCUUGUCCUGGUCUCCCACUCUAUGGACUUCCUGAAUGGUGUCUGCACCAACAUGAUCGACAUGCGUAUGAAGCAGCUCAUGUACUAUGGUGGUAACUACGACUCCUACCACAAGACCCGCUCCGAACAGGAGACGAACCAGAUGAAGGCGUACAACAAGCAGCAAGAAGAAAUUGCCCACAUCAAGAAGUUCAUCGCCUCCGCCGGUACCUACGCCAACUUGGUCCGUCAGGCCAAGUCUCGUCAGAAGAUCCUCGACAAGAUGGAAGCCGAUGGUUUCAUCCAGCCCGUCAUCCCCGACCGGGUUUUCAGCUUCCGCUUUGCCGACGUCGAGAAGCUGCCUCCCCCCGUCCUGUCCUUCGACGAUGUCUCGUUCUCCUAUUCCGGAAAGUGGGAGGAUACCCUCUACGAACAUCUCGACCUUGGUGUUGACAUGGACUCCCGUACUGCCCUGGUCGGCCCUAACGGUGUCGGCAAGUCUACUCUGCUGCGCCUGAUGACUGGCAAGCUCCAGCCCAUUGGCGGUCGUGUUAGCCGUCACACUCACUUGAAGCUCGGCAUGUACAGUCAGCACUCCGCCGAGCAGCUCGACCUGACCAAGUCGGCUCUCGAGUUCGUCCGUGAUAAGUUCCCGGAGAAGAGCCAGGACUACCAGUACUGGCGUCAGCAGCUGGGCCGCUAUGGUCUCAGCGGUGAGUCUCAGACCGCCCUGAUGGGCACUCUGUCUGAGGGUCAGAAGAGUCGUAUCGUCUUCGCCCUCCUGGCCAUCGAGGGCCCCAACAUGAUCCUUCUGGACGAGCCCACCAACGGUCUCGAUAUCCCCACCAUCGACAGUUUGGCUGAUGCCAUCAACGCCUUCAGCGGCGGUGUUGUGGUCGUGUCCCACGAUUUCCGUCUCCUUGACAAGAUCGCCAAGGACAUUCUGGUGUGCGAGCACAAGACCAUCCACCGGUGGGACGGCACCAUCGGCGACUACAAGAACCAUCUCAGGAAGAAGAUGGUUUCCGAGGGUGCUGUCUAA
Molecule: messenger RNA, 1881 nt
Organism: Aspergillus terreus NIH2624
Lineage: Eukaryota; Fungi; Ascomycota; Eurotiomycetes; Eurotiales; Aspergillaceae
Product: ATP-binding cassette family ATPase ARB1
Exons: 2
Coding region: 1-1881 (626 amino acids)
Molecular function (GO): ATP hydrolysis activity; ATP binding
Source: RefSeq, a predicted model, not a curated record